AUGAAUAUUUUUCUUUUGUGUUUAAAUGUUAAGCGAUUUAUUUAAAUAGAUUUUUAUGGGUUCAUCAUGACAGUAAAAUAAGAUUCUAGUUUAGAAUUUAGUUUCCUAUGGUAUCUUCAACUAGUUUGAUGCCCGGAAAAAUGUAUCUGAGACUCGUACCGCAUCUGGCUUGUAUUAUUUUUAUUUUGGAAAUUCAGUUUAGAAUUUCCGAGUCUAACUCUCCGUGCCCCCAUAAUGAAGGAAUAGACGAAGAUAUAGCUGAAGCAAUUCUAAGUGACUGGCCUGCAAAUGUGGAUUUGAGUAGCGUAAAAAGGUCACACAAGUGUUAUGUGACCUGCAUUCUGUAUUAUUACAAUAUUGUGAGCUACUCUGGUGAGAUAUCUCUGGACAAGUACUACGAUACUGGGGUCAUUGAUGAGCUUGCGGUGGCACCCAAAAUCAAUCGAUGCCGAUAUGAGUCUAGAAUGGAAACAGAUUAUUGUAGCCGAAUUUUCGCUAUAUUCAAUUGCUUAAGGCAAGAAAUAUUAGCGAACUAAUAAAAAAACACUUUAAACCGCACGAUAGUUCUUUUAUUAUUUUGUGAUCACAGCAGAAUUUAAUCUUUAAGAUAUAUAACAUAUAUGUGUGGAGUUCGGAGUGAGAAUUCAUGGACUCCCUAAAAUUCAAAAGAAUCCAUAAAAUUAAUAUACAUCCGGUUCUCUCUUUGUUUUCAAUUGUUUAUAUUAUUAAUUAAUAAGUCACAUAUCAAAUU
Drosophila mauritiana is the source of this 751-nucleotide messenger RNA. It is a transcript of the gene Obp57d, whose product is annotated as general odorant-binding protein 57d. The coding region runs from base 108 to 536 and encodes 142 amino acids. The record is from RefSeq and is a predicted model, not a curated record. Gene Ontology annotation, molecular function: odorant binding. NCBI's taxonomy places the organism in Eukaryota, Metazoa, Arthropoda, Insecta, Diptera, Drosophilidae. The transcript is spliced from 2 exons.